UUGGGUGCGGCGAAGCGCAUGCCUGUAGCUGCAGCCUCAUCUAUUCUUGUUGGGCUGUCUCCCAAUUGGAAACGGUCGGCCAUAAAGAGGAGGCUGCAAGAGGCAUAAAAAAAUACGUUAUUUAAGAAGAAUCGCAACCGGUCUGUAGCUGCAGCUACUGCAUUGAGCAUUUUCGUGUUCGAAUCCGCUGAUCAGUGCAGUCAUGUCUUAUCAAGGCAAGAAAAACAUCCCGCGUAUUACGAGUGAGCGCAUGCUAGUAAAAGGAGGAAAAAUCGUCAAUGAUGACCAGUCUUUCUUUGCUGAUAUUUACGUAGAAGAUGGUCUGAUCAAGCAGAUUGGUGAAAAUCUGAUCGUACCCGGUGGGGUGAAAGUUGCUGAUGCCCAUGGACGAAUGGUUAUUCCUGGUGGCAUUGAUGUCCACACCCGCCUGCAGAUGCCUGUCAAAGGGAUGACAGCAGCUGAUGACUUUUUCCAAGGAACAAAAGCAGCUCUGGCUGGGGGCACAACCAUGAUCUUUGACCAUGUGUUGGCAGAGCCUGGAAUCAGUUUGAUCACUGCUUUCGAACAGUGGAGAGAAUGGGCAGACAACAAGUCCUGCUGUGACUACUCAUUGCAUGUUGAUGUCACAGAAUGGUAUAAAGGCCUUCAAGAAGAGAUGGAUUUCUUGGUGAAGGAGCACGGUGUAAAUUCAUUCCUUCUGUACAUGGCUUACAAAGACCGUUACCAACUCUCUGAUGCCCAGAUGUAUGAGGCCCUAAGUGCAAUUCGUGAUAUGGGUGCCGUUGCUCAAGUUCAUGCUGAGAAUGGUGACAUUAUUGCUGAGGAACAACAGAGGAUUCUUGGACUGGGUAUCACUGGACCUGAAGGCCAUGUUCUGAGUAGGCCAGAGGAGGUUGAAGCAGAAGCAGUAAACCGGGCCAUCACUAUUGCGAAUCAAACCAACUGCCCCCUCUAUGUAACGAAAGUGAUGAGUAAAACUGCUGCAGAUAUUAUUGCCCAAGCCAGGAAGAAAGGCACUGUUGUGUAUGGGGAACCGAUUACUGCUAGUCUGGGCACCGAUGGAUCUCAUUACUGGAGCAAGAACUGGGCUAAGGCGGCUGCUUUUGUCACUUCUCCACCACUGAGCCCUGAUCCAACCACGCCAGAUUAUCUGAACUCUUUGCUAUCAUGUGGCGAUCUGCAGGUCACUGGCAGUGCACACUGUACAUUCAACACCUCUCAGAAGGCUUUAGGGAAGGAUGACUUCACCCUAAUUCCUGAAGGUACGAAUGGAAUUGAGGAGAGGAUGUCCAUUGUUUGGGAUAAAGCUGUGGUAUCUGGUAAAAUGGAUGAAAAUCAGUUCGUAGCAGUGACCAGCACCAAUGCUGCCAAGAUUUUUAACUUGUAUCCCAGGAAGGGACGCAUCGCCGUGGGAUCAGAUGCAGACCUUGUGAUCUGGGACCCUGACAUUGUCAAGACAAUUACUGCAAAGAACCAUAGCCUGGCAGUGGAGUACAACAUUUUUGAAGGAAUGGAGUGUCGUGGGGCACCCUUGAUUGUCAUAAGUCAGGGUAAAAUUGUCUAUGAGGAUGGCAUGGUGCAUGCUUCUGAAGGCUCUGGACGCUUCAUCCCCAAGAAACCAUUCCCUGACUACGUAUACAAGAGGGUUAAAGCCAGGAGCAAGUUAACUGAACUGCGAGGAGUCCCCCGGGGGCUCUAUGACGGUCCUGUCUGUGAGGUUUCAGUCACGCCCAAAUCUGUCACACCUGCUUCGUCGACUCGGACUUCACCUGCCAAGCAGCAAGCACCACCAGUGCGAAACCUGCACCAGUCAGGAUUCAGUUUGUCUGGUAAAUGUGCACAGGUAGACGACAAUCUACCCCGUCGUACUGGCCAACGCAUCGUGAUGCCUCCUGGUGGUCAUGCAAAUAUCACAACGCUUGGAUGAAUCUUCAUUUUGGUGUGGUUGGCAGAGCCAUCAUCUUUUUUUUUCAUCUUUUUUUUUGAGAGCCUGUGACGGUUACUGUGGACAAACAAUCCUAGGUUUGUGUAACCCCCCCUUCCCAGUAUUACAAUUAUUGCCAAGGAAACAAGUGAAGAGACAAAUAUUCCCAUUCUUAAAACCUGCACAGCAUUAAAAUAUGCACAACGUUAAAGAGAUGAAGGAACUUUGGCACCCACCUGAUUUGUAGGAGAUAGGAGUGAUUUCCUGGAAUUAUAGAUUGUUGUAGAAUAGAGUUUUUGCCAAUGUUUAUUCUUAAGCUGCAUGGCAGAACAGUGAUCAAGUUCUCACAUAAAGAGGAAUAAGGUGGUCUCUUGACAGUUGCUGACUUGACUAGUUUAGGCUGCUUCCAGGAAACAAAAAUUGAAUUAUCAUUUAUCAUCACUGACAGUUUUAAUCCAGUUGAAUUCUGGUGAUCUUCACUCUGUGACAGAAUAUAUCUUCCUCUCAGUUUGUACUCUACAGUGGCAAGUAACAAUCUGCAAAUAUUUCAGUUACCUUGAAUUUCAGUUUGUGAAGCCUUUAUCAUCAACAAUGCGCACUUAAUAUAGUUUCAUUGAAUUUACAUAAAAUGCAGCUGUUGAUAAAUAUGGUGUUAGGUUUUUCGAGGAAUAUUUUAUAGAUAAGAAAACUGGAAAUCUGAAUCAAAAAGCUCUAAAUAGAUACUACAAGGGUUGAAAAUGGCAAGAUGCAUUGAUAGUAACUUGGUUGCAGCCUCUGAGGUGCCUGCUGUAAAAACAAGUUGUCUUCACUGUGUAUCUGGAACACCAUUUGCUUGCCAAGUAUGAGUACCAAUCUGAAUUCUUCAAUACAACAGUUGUGUAUAAGUGUGCAAAUAGAUAAAAUACUGGCAUGAUUUGUACUGAGAAAUGUAGACCGUUAAAUAUGUGAGAGAAAGGCUGAUAGUGAUCCUAAAAACAGAACAAUAGUACUUUAGUGAUUGUCCAACUACCAAGCUUGUUCUUCAUUUGCUCAUGGGCUAUCAUCAUUGCACCGCUUGUCGAUCUCUUCCCAGCUGUUCUGAGACAUGGUCCACUUGCGAAGGAGUCAGUAAUCAUGUCAUUUUGCUUACAUAAUCUCAACAGACUGCACCAUUGACUUCCUCUGUGGAAGCUCAAAGUGUAUUUUUCUUGUUUGAACUGAUUUUUUUUCAGACUGGACACACUACGUGGGCUGGCAGCAUGUUCAUUUAUGGCUUGCUUGAGUUUAGCACUGCAUGAUUCUAAUACAUAGAUGGGAGAGUUUGAAAACUUAACUGACCGCAGUGACUUGAUGCUCAGAAACUCAUUGUAGUUUUGAAAUGUUGUCUUGCUGGCUUUUUUUUUUGCUCCUCCAAUUCUGUGCUGUAUUCUUACUGAAAAAAGUACUUUGUGUUUUCAUGGCAUUGAUGUUAAGGUUCUGCUCUUGUACUUUGCUUCCCUCUACCAUUGUUGUGUUUAAUAAAGGUCUUGUGAUUUAUUCCAUAAGGGAAGGUUGAUAAAACAACAUGGUUUACUGACUUGAACUGCUAAUAAAACAAUUACUGUUUAAAAUAU
Chiloscyllium plagiosum (whitespotted bambooshark) is the source of this 3516-nucleotide messenger RNA. Its product is annotated as dihydropyrimidinase-related protein 2. Gene Ontology annotation, cellular component: cytosol; cytoplasm. NCBI's taxonomy places the organism in Eukaryota, Metazoa, Chordata, Chondrichthyes, Orectolobiformes, Hemiscylliidae. Gene Ontology annotation, molecular function: hydrolase activity, acting on carbon-nitrogen (but not peptide) bonds, in cyclic amides. The record is from RefSeq and is a predicted model, not a curated record.